This is a messenger RNA of Neolamprologus brichardi, 3506 nucleotides long. Lineage: Eukaryota; Metazoa; Chordata; Actinopteri; Cichliformes; Cichlidae. The record is from RefSeq and is a predicted model, not a curated record.
CUUCACAGCGUGGACCAGCAGACCUCAGGAGCUCCUAAAGGCCGGUCUGCCCAGGAUCAUCAAACACACCUGGACUCCAUAUUUAUGCUGCUGGAGGACAACAUCAUCGCAUUUGUGAAGAGUGAGCUGAAAAAGAUACAGAAGGUUCUGAAUCCAGAUUACCCACAAUGCUUAGAGAGUCAAAGAGAGGUUGAUGAGUUGUUGGAGGGUGAGGAUGAAGAGGAGAGGAAGAGAAGUAGAGAAGCAUUUCUGAAGAUCACACUGCACUUCCUGAGAAGAAUGAAGAAGGAGAGGCUCGCUGACUGUUUGCAGUGCAAAUCUCCUUCCAUGUGCCAACAGAAUCUCAAAUCUACUCUGAAAAAGAAGUUCCAGUGUGUGUUUGAGGGGAUCGCUAAAGCAGGAAACCCAACCCUUCUGAAUCAGAUCUACACAGAGCUCUACAUCACAGAGGGAGGGACUGCAGAGGUCAAUGAUGAACAUGAGGUCAGACAGAUUGAAAAAAAUUCCAGAAAACCAGACAGACCAGAAACAACAAUUAGACAAGAAGAUAUUUUUAAAGGCUUGCCUGGAAAAGAGGAACCAAAAAUAGUGCUGACAAAAGGAGUGGCUGGCAUUGGGAAAACAGUGUUAACACAGAAGUUCAUUCUGGACUGGGCUGAAGGCAAAGCCAACCAGGACAUCCAGUUCAUAUUUCCAUUCACUUUCAGAGAGCUGAAUGUGCUGAAAGAGAAAAAGUUCAGCUUGGUGGAACUUGUUCAUCACUUCUUUACUGAAACCAAAGAAGCAGGAAUCUGCAGCUUUGAAGACUUCCAGGUUGUGUUCAUCUUUGAUGGUCUGGAUGAGUGCCGACUUCCUCUGGACUUUCACAAUGCAGACAUCCUAACUGACCCCAGAAAGUCCACCUCAGUGGAAGUGCUGCUGACAAACCUUAUAAGAGGGAAACUGCUUCCUUCUGUUCACCUCUGGAUAACCACACGACCUGCAGCAGCCAAUCAGAUUCCUUCUGACUGUGUUAACAUUCUGACAGAGGUCAGAGGGUUCACUGACCUUCAGAAGGAACAGUACUUCAAGAAGAGGUUCCCAGAUGACAAGCUAGCUGAUAAAGUUCUCUCACAUAUGAAGACAUCACGAAGUAUUCACAUCAUGUGCCACAUCCCAGUCUUCUGCUGGAUCACUGCUACAGUUCUGGAGGAUGUGCUAAAAACCAGAGAGAGAGGAGAGCUGCCCAAGAACUUGACUGAGAUGUACAUCCACUUCCUGGUGGUUCAAACAAAACUGAGCAACAUUAAGUAUAAUCAAUAUAGUAAAUCUGAACCAGAUAAACACUGGAGUCCAGAGAGCAGGAAGAUGAUUGAGUCUCUAGGAAAACUGGCUUUUAAUGAGCUGCAGAAAGGAAAUCUGAUGUUCUAUGAAUCAGACCUGACAGAGUGUGGCAUCGAUAUUAAAGAAGCCUCAGUGUACUCAGGAGUGUUCACACAGAUCUUUAGAGAGGAGAGAGGACUGUACCAGGACAAGGUGUUCUGCUUCAUCCAUCUGAGUGUUCAGGAGUUUCUGGCUGCUCUUCAUGUCCAUCUGACCUUUAUUAAGUCUGGUAUCAAUCUGAUGGAAGAACAACAAUCAACUUUCCAAAGAGAAAAAGUUUUUUACCAGUGUGGUGUGGAUAAGGCUUUAGAGAGUCCAAAUGGGCACCUGGACUUGUUUCUUCGAUUCCUUUUCGGUCUGUCACUGCAGAGCAAUCAGAUACUCCUUCGAGGUCUGCUGACACAACCAGGAAGUGGCUCACAGACCAAAGAGGAAACUGUCCAGUACAUCAAGAUGAAGAUCGAGGAAAUCCCUUGUCCAGAGAAAAGCAUCAACCUGUUCCACUGUCUGAAUGAACUGAAUGAUCGUUCUCUAGUGGAAGAGAUCCAAAAGUCCCUGAGAUCAGGAAGUCUCUCCACAGAUAAACUAUCUCCUGCUCAGUGGUCAGCUCUGGUCUUCAUCUUACUGUCAUCAGAAGAAGAUCUGGAUGUGUUUGACCUGAAGAAAUACUCUGCUUCUGAGGUUGCACUUCUGAGGCUGCUACCAGUGGUCAAGGCCUCUAAGAAAGCUCUACUGAGUGGCUGUAACCUUACAGAGCAAAGUUGUGACGCUCUGUCCACAAUUCUCAGCUCUCCAUCCUGUAGACUCAGAGAGCUGGACUUAAGUAACAAUGACCUGCAGGACGAAGGAGUGAAGGCACUGUCCAGAGGUCUGGAAAGUCCACAUUGCGCCCUGGAAACUCUUCGGUUGACAGGCUGCAUGAUCAUGCAUGAAGGGUGUAUUGCUCUGGCCUCAGCUCUGAACUCCAACCCCUCCUCCCAUCUGAGAGAGGUCGACCUGUCCUACAAUCACCCUGGAGACACAGGAGUGAAACUUUUGGCUGCUGAGUUGAAUGAUCCACACUGGAGAAUAGAAAAUCUCAGAGCUGACCCAGUUGGAAUCAAGUGGUUAAAAUCAAGUCUGAGGAAGUAUUUCUGUGAAUUCACGCUGGACCCAAACACAGCUCACAAAUUCCUCAAAUUAUCCGAAAGCAACAAAAAAGUGACAGACCUGAGAAAGGAGCACCCGUAUCCUGACCACCCAGAGAGAUUUGAUUACUGGCCUCAGGUGCUGUGUGAAAAUGGUGUGACUGGUCGCUGUUACUGGGAGGUCGAAUGGGUUGGAAAGGUUUAUAUUGCAGUAAGCUACAGAGGGAUCGGAAGGAAUGGAGACAGUGAUGCCUCAAAAUUUGGAGGCAAUGAGCAGUCCUGGUGUCUGACCUGCACUGAUGGAGGGUAUAGCGCCUGGCACAACAACAGCGGGACUCCCAUUACAGUAACGUCAUUAUCUGAUGUUUCUCACAGAGUAGCAGUGUAUGUGGAUCAUCCUGCUGGCACUCUGUCCUUCUACAGAGUCUCCUCUGACACUCUGAUCCACCUCCACACCUUCAACACCACUUUCACUGAAACUCUUUAUCCUGGGUUUGGUUAUGGGGUGAAGUUGAACUCAUCAGCCUUUCUGUGCACACUGUAGACCAGAAGCAUGGACAGAAAUCUCACUGGUUCCAUGAAUACUGUUUAACCUUAAAACUAAUGAAGAUUGUGAAAUAUGAUUUUGGAAUGAAAACUGACAGAACCAAGUUUGAACAACAACCCAGGGUGAGAUGAGUGUCACUGAACUUUUCAUUUCACUUUUAUUUAUAUAGUGCCAAAUCACAACAACAGCUGCCUAUAUUAUAUAUGUAUAAUGUACAGACCUUAUAAUAAUAAUAAGGGUCUUUUAGACUUUAAAAUCUUGGAAAAGGUCGACUUUCAAACCAGGUGCUGUACACUGCUCUGUUUAUGUUUGUUGUGUUUACCUUCAUUUUGUAUUUAUUUUAAUUUAAUUAGUUUUAAUGCUGUAAGAAAAUAAUUUCACAAUUCUGGGCUAAAGACUAUUUCGUCGUUAUUUUGUCUUUAUGAAAUUUCUUUAUACACUGUUAAUACAUAUAGUUUUAUUUUGUCUCC